CGCCGGCAGCGGCGUGCGUUUGCCCUCAGUGGGGAUGGCCGAGCGCGGCGCGGAGAGGGCGGGGUGUGCCGGUGGCUGCGGAGUCAUAGGCCACUGCUGUUAUGUCCUGGGUACAAGUUGCAGUCCGCCAAUCCAAUGAGGAUAUAUUUGAUGAAGAUGCAGAUGAGAUGUAUCUACUACAGAAGGAAUGGAACAGCACUAUGAAAAAAAGAUUGAAGGAAGGCUAUAGGGAUGGAAUUGAGGCUGGGAAAGAACUUGCACUCCAGACAGGCUUUAAUCAAGGUUACAGACACGGUGCCAAGCUGAUGAUUACGUGUGGCCAGUUCAAAGGAACCCUGAAUGCUCUCCUAUCCUGGUGUCAUUUUAAUGGACAUGAUUCUGCUUUAAGUACGAUAAAUAAUCUUCUUGAUGUGGUUGGAAAGCACGAAGAUGAUCUGCUUAAGAAUCUGAAUUCUACUGAAGAACAGAGACAGCCACAUCUUGGACACAUUUUAGACUCAGUUCAGGACAUGGACCUUAAUCACACAGCUGUGACAGAGUACAAGGAAGUUAAAGAUGGAAAACAUGAAGACUCUGGCAGCUCCAGUGAAAGUAUUUGUAGGAAUAAUGGUGAGGUUGGUUCCUUGCAAUCUGAGUGCAGCAAGGCAAACCUCUGCACAGAUCCAGAAAAGUCAACCCUUGCUUGGGUUAAAAAGCAGACUGUUUGGCUAGUAGAGCAGCUGGGCUUAUCACUGGACGUACUCCAUCAUGUCCAGCAACUGGAACAUUAGUUUUUCUGUCUCAUGGUACUUUAAACUAUCACAGCUGGUUUUGAUUAUUAGAUUGUGGGCCAUGUACAGGCUGAUGCAUCACUUUUGUUUUAGGAAGAUAUGAUUUUGGUGCUGUACAGUAGAAGUGAUUUUAGUAAAUUUUCAUCAUGAUUUUGGCUCCUGGCAAAACUCUUCACUUUCAGUCUUAAAGGUAAUGUUUAGAGAAAGGGGCAAUGACUUCACAGCUUUACAAAGAGUUACUGAACACGUUUCUGUUUUGUGUCAGGAGCUCCCAUCUCACCCUUAUUUUUUUGUUGGCAGCAGUUUGGAAAUGAAGUGGGUCCAUUAAAUAGCCCUUUUAAUUGGUCCCCUCCAAUAUCAAAAGAAUAAAUGCGUAAUGCUAUGAAAUUGGUCAAUGUUUUUGCAGAAUUAGCUGCUGUUGAUGAUAUGCUGAGUGCAAAAUAGAACAUGAUAUGCUGCUGAUUCCUGGAGUCUGUGACUUUCUAGUCACCUUUUGUCAAAUUCAUUGUGUUAUCUUUUGUACCCAUGAUGCAAUGCACUAUUUUUCCCUCCUUACAUUGUUACAUUUUUUACUUUUGCUGAAAACACACCAUUUUCUUCAAAUGCAGAAUUGGUGACAAUUCCACUGUUUUACUCUUAGACAUCUACUCUUACCACGUUAGACCACACUAAGAAUGCUUCCAGUCCAAUGAACGUCCUUGUGUUAUUUUUGUAUUUAUUUUGUCAGUCCAUCUAGCCUGAACUCUUUACCACAUUCCAGUAAUGUUAUUCUCAAAAUCUUCAAGGAAGCCAAGCUUAUUCACUACCUCUUAGAAACACAUCAGCCACACGUGCCUAUUUUUGAUUAUUUCGUAUUUCGGUAACUUCUAUAUUUGACUUGCUUGCCCAUUGCUUCCCUUAACUGUAGCUGUAAAUUGCUCAAGAAGUUUUUUCUCUGUGAAUGCAUCAAACUGAUUUAUAGUAAGUUACCAGUUUACUUGUUGGAAGUUUCUUGUAACGCCUUCAUAUUGGAGACAAAGAAAGUGUAGACACAGGCAA
This is a messenger RNA of Ficedula albicollis (Collared flycatcher), 1808 nucleotides long. RefSeq names its product Yae1 domain containing 1 (gene YAE1). The record is from RefSeq and is a predicted model, not a curated record. Bases 102 to 770 code for a protein of 222 amino acids. The transcript is spliced from 4 exons. NCBI's taxonomy places the organism in Eukaryota, Metazoa, Chordata, Aves, Passeriformes, Muscicapidae.